This is a messenger RNA of Archocentrus centrarchus (flier cichlid), 3067 nucleotides long. RefSeq names its product gastrula zinc finger protein XlCGF57.1-like. Gene Ontology annotation, cellular component: nucleus. NCBI's taxonomy places the organism in Eukaryota, Metazoa, Chordata, Actinopteri, Cichliformes, Cichlidae. Gene Ontology annotation, molecular function: RNA polymerase II cis-regulatory region sequence-specific DNA binding; DNA-binding transcription factor activity, RNA polymerase II-specific. Gene Ontology annotation, biological process: embryo development; regulation of transcription by RNA polymerase II. The coding region runs from base 150 to 1805 and encodes 551 amino acids. The transcript has 2 exons. The record is from RefSeq and is a predicted model, not a curated record.
CUCUUCGUGUCGGGCGAACAUAAGCGCCAUCUUGACUGUAGUCCUUUACCGCGUUGAGCUGCAUUUUUGACUCCAAAAGUCGGCGUCUGGAAACAGAAAACUUCGAUCUUAUUUCCGCAUCUCCGCGCUGACUCCUCAGGCUCUCGGUCAUGACCAGCAUCCAGCUACUCAGAGUGCUCGUUAACGAGCGGCUGGCCGCGGCUGCCGACGACAUCUUGGAGGCGGUCAAGAAGACCAUCGCGGGCUACGAGGAGGAGAUCCUGCUGUCCAAACGGGAGAUCCGCCGCCAGCGACGGAUGCUGCAGAGGGAGUCCAGACCGGAGAUACUCGCCGGGAAACACGCAGACCAACCCCAGCUUGCCCUGUCUGUCUGGGACGAGGACUUCCCUUCUGAUCAGCAGCAGGUAGAGGAGCAGUGUGAGCUGGAGUGGAGCCCCAGUCCAGACUUGGACAACAAGGAUCCUCCACAGACAGACAAGAACCAGGAAGAGGAGCAGCACCAGCGGCCACUAGAGGAAGUAGAGGAGGUGGAGGAGGAGGAUGGUGCCAUCGGGUUCAUCUUCAAGCAUCAGCCCAGCUCUCCGAGCACUAAAGGGGGCGGUGGCGAUCCUCUGCCGAGCACUUCCACAGAGCAGGAGCAGGUGAUGGUGGAGGACAAUGAUGGGUGCUCCUCCAGCUCCUCGACCGUCAACAGCGACGAUGAGUGGAGGGCCAGCAUGGACUCUCCGAGCGACGACAGCGACAGCAGCCACAAGUGGAAGCCGAAGAAGAAGAAGGGGCCUCGCACACUGACGGCUCCAACAUUGCACCCGGCCAAAAAUCUCAAAUCCAGAAUCUUCUGUAAAGUAUGUGGGAAGGCCUUCCACGCCAACAUCUCUUUGGUGAAUCACAUGGAGGUUCAUCCCAAGGAUGUCUGUGGCGUGUGUGGGGAACAUUUCAACAGCGAGGAGACCUUUCAGGAGCAUGUGAAAACUCACGUGAAGGCAGAGAUCUGCAGUGUCUGCGGGAAAUGUUUUGGGACCUCCAGCAACUUGGAGACCCACAUGAGGGUCCACACGGGGGAGAAACCGUUUCUCUGCAGCGAGUGCGGGAAAUCCUUCAACUGCCGACACAACAUGAUGCGACACAUCAGGAUACACACAGGGGAAAAACCGUACACCUGCACCGUGUGUGGGAAAUGUUUCAAUGACUACUCCACUCUGAAGCGCCACCUGCAGGUUCACAUCCGCGAGAAGGCCCGCAAUCCAGAAAAUUCACCCAUAAAUGACAAUGAUGAUGAACACAAGAAUAAGAUGUCGUCCAAAAAGUCCCGGGCUAUAUGUGAAGUAUGCGGGAAAAUGUUCCACUCGGUGGUUUCUCUGGUGAAUCACGCCAAGAGCCACGCCACUGAUGUCUGCGGCGUUUGCGGGAUGAACUUUGAUUCAGAGGAAAACUUGAAAAGUCACCUGAAGACUCACAAAAGCGGGAAGGUCUGCGAAGUGUGCGGUAAGUGUUUCGACGGUCACGGAAACCUGGAGAUGCACAUGAGGAUUCACACAGGGGAGAAACCGUUUCUGUGCAGCGAGUGCGGGAAAUCCUUCAACUGCAGACACAACAUGUUGCGCCACGUCAGGACGCAUACGGGAGAGAAGCCGUAUCUGUGCAACGUCUGCGGCCGAGGCUUCAGCGACCAGACGAGCCUGAAGCAGCACAGCAGCACGCACACCGGAGUCAAACCGUACCGCUGCGAGGUCUGCGGCAAAGGCUUCCACCGAAAGACGUAUGUGAGACUGCACAUGAAGAGCCACGCGUCUGAGAAGAAGUGACUGCUGUGCAAAUAAAGAUUUGAUCCUGUCUUUUAAUGCAGCACUGGUCAUGAGUGUGGUUACGCCAGGUUCAGACAAGCAUAAUAAAAGGUGACUUAUUACACUAAAAACAUAAAUAAAUAAGAAUACCAUCUCUCCAUAUACACUUCAGUAAUGUUGAGCUCAGUGUUUUCUUCCACAUAGAGCAUGAUGAAGGUAAAGGCUAAAGCACAACCCCCCACUGUGCACCAAAGAAAGGCUCUUAUCUAAUCUGAUCUGGUGGCUGUCUGAUGAAACACUCAUUUUCUGGGACUUUUAAGGGACGAUGUGAGUUUUUGGAAUCUUUUUAAAUCUCCUACAUAGCUUAUGUUCCCUUUUCAAGUACCAUAUUCAGUUAGAGCAGGCAUAAUGCACCCAGUAGCAGCUUUAUAUUUCUAUUCUUGGACUCUGCCAGAGUAGCUUUGCAUAAUUCACAUUAAUAAAAAAAAAAUAAAAUCCUUACCCUGGCACAUUGCGUUUGUAGUCCCACAGCCCUCUCAGCUCCUGUCUCUUUAAGUCCCCACUUUAUUCUGAUGGGCCAGCUUCUAAAAGCCUGCUGAGGGGCAACCAACAUGUGAGCGCUGCCUCCUGCUUUUGUCGGUGCUUUCUAAUUAGGAAAAGUCAUGCUAGCACCCACCCAUCCAUUGUCUUUAUUUUAUCCUGUCCCAGGGGGGGUGGAGCCCAUGUCAGAAUUUUGGGUUGGGUAGGUAAAAACAAAGGUUUUGAAAUUCUGCGAGUUAUCGUGAACCUCCAAGAACUUCCUGAACAGUUUAAAGCUUUCGGUCCAUUUUUUUCUUUCUCUCAUUCUUCCAAAUUGAGCCGUGUUUAACAUGAACAUCAAACACUAACAUCCUGCACAGCAGAACAGAAGAUAACAAAAGUUUACCUCCAUGAGUCUUUAUUUUCAGAUAUUUUAUUAUAUUGUGCAGACUGGGACGUGGCUAAUACCCUUCAUAUGCUGUUAACACUACCCCACUACAAUAUGGGGUUAUUUGUUCUUUACUGCACGUCAGGCAGUCUCAGUCAGUCUGACAUAAAUCUGUUUAUAUGCAGUGCAGUCACAACGUGCCUCUGACGGACUUUCUCUUACUUUGUUAUUUAUAGCUGUUUAUUAUUUGUAGCUGUUUAACUGAAUAUCUGAAGUUAUUCUAAUGUCGGGCUGUUAACUCGAGUUAUUUCUGUUUGCUGAGCAGUGCUUUUCACAUUUUGCUGGAGAAUAAAGUGAGUUAUUUUUUUUCUCUGUU